This is a messenger RNA of Trichoderma virens Gv29-8, 1515 nucleotides long. RefSeq lists its product as uncharacterized. The record is from RefSeq and is a predicted model, not a curated record. The transcript is spliced from 4 exons. The coding region runs from base 1 to 1515 and encodes 504 amino acids. NCBI's taxonomy places the organism in Eukaryota, Fungi, Ascomycota, Sordariomycetes, Hypocreales, Hypocreaceae.
AUGAACGCAUCAGUACAUUCUACAACCACAUACCCAGCCUUCGAACUUCUGUAUGGGAGGAAAGCGGCACACUUUCUGUCGGCGCCGGACGUCACCGGAGGGAUUCACGACUACGCCAAGAAUCAUCAACAGAUGCACAAGGACGCAUGGGACGCAGUCCAAUUGGCCACGGCACGUACGAAGACACAACAUGUUACGACCGACGCCACGCCAAUCCACCCGACAUCGCAGAAGGCGACUUGGAAUGAUAGCAGCGAUGAUAGCAACAGCCGGGAGCGGAUCUCACUCAACGUUCCUCCGCACCGGUUACAUCCGACAAAGGAUGCCAUCAAAUUUCGAGCGCUAGACGCCAUAGUCAUUUGGCAAGAUUCUGAGGGCCAAGAGCAGCGUGCUGAACCUGUAUCUCUCGACGUAGACUUUGAUAAUGAUGAAAAUACUGCGUAUUUCCGUCUGCAUACCAACAUUCGUCUCAGGACUAGGAGACGAGCCUUGUAUCUAUGCAUACCCCCGGAGACUGUCUUAUCCAUCACAUAUAAGAAUGAGGAGAAUAUACGGUCACUGGAUUUCUCAUUAACCCAAAAGCCCGAGUUCAUCAUCCCUCCAGAACCCCUUGAAAGCAGAAAGACUACCAAAAACUUGGUGGAGAAGUUCACGGCGCUUUCCAGCAUGACCCAGUUCACCGUUAAGCUACAAGAGCACAAACCAACACAACCAGAUGGCCUCAGUGUGAUAAGAUCGGCGGAUCUCAAGAAGAUCGCCUCUAUAUUCAGGCCCCGUCCCAAAACGGAUCGCAAACGUGCUAAUAUUCAAGGCCUGUAUGCUGGCAAACCAGGCCGAAUCUUUGAUGCAAGCACUACUGCGACGAGUGGUAGUCUUGAAGCAGAGAUUCCACCGCCAUAUCAUCUUCCCAAGUCUAGCCAAAGUCGUAAAAAACGCAAGCGCGGGGACUCCAACGUGGAUGACAAUGAACUCUCUAAAAACCACGAUGCUACACUACUUGAGAAACGUCUAGAAAGAAUAGAGUGCUCUCUUUCAACCGUGGUUGAAAUGGUUGGGAUUUUAAUACGAUCGACACAAGAUAACGAUGAUAGAUAUCGCCAGCUUGAAUCUGAAGAGAAAGAGGUUCUAUUCCAAGACGUCCGUGAUCAGGUCAAUAACACUCUUGACGAGCGUGUGGACGAUUUGCUGGUUGAAUGCGAGGGCAAAGUCAGAGAAUGCGAACAUGAACUAGACCAGAUUCUGGACGAAAAACGCGACAAGGUAAAAGAGGCUUAUGAAAAACAGCUCAAGAGGUUGGAUGAAAUAGCAAGUGACCAUCAAGACCAAGUGAUAGCAAAUACGCGGGAAAUGAUUGCGGAAUCUGUAAACGAGCAAAUCCAAGCUGAAACUCUUGCCAUGGGCGGCGCUAAGCAUCUGGAUAUUAUCACAGAAAGCGUUAACGAAGGCUGGAAUAACUCGAUUCCCUUGAUAGGGGCUCAGCCCCAGCCGGAUUUCUCUCUUGGCUUUAACCGGUAG